AAGUGCUUUACACCACAUUCAGUCAUCCACACAUUCACACACAUAUAUACUGCACUAGUGCGCUGCACUAGUCAGCAAUGAUAAGAGAAAAAAGGAAGGUCCCAUUUUAACCAUACACAGCAGGUUUAUUGACAUUCUAGUAAAUAAGAAAAGUUUAUUUAUAGAGCACUUUUUACAGGCAAAAAAAUCACAAAGUGCUGUACAAAUCACAAUUAUUAAAAUAGCCAGCACUGCAUCAUUUAGAUAAGAAGUUUUUGGCUCAGGAUAAAGAGAGAGUGUUUGGUCACAUUGUUGAGAAAAUGACCCACAUACUGAGGGCUCGAGUUCCUGCGACAGUGCCCUGGGUUUGUGUCUUCCCACAGCCACCUUAUGCAUUUAAUUCAUCAGGUGACUGCAGAUCAGGAUGGUAGAGCAGCUCAUCUAAUAACUGGAAGGAUGAGUUGAUCCAUGGCUGCUCCGAUCUGCAUGCCAAGUAUCCUUGGACAAGAUACUGAACCUCAAGUUGUGAAUCUUGGAUAGAAGACUGCGUGAUAUUUCACUUCUGUGUUGCGUGACUUUAUGGAUGCUUUAUUUGUCGUGUUUUUUUCAGUCCUUAAGGCUUUUGGUGGAGCAUUGUCUUCUCUGAGAUGUGUGUGCUGCUUGUUGUGUCUUCAGGAUGAGGGAGAAAAAAAGGCUGAGGCAGUGGCUACAGUGGUGGCCGCUGUUGACCUUGCUCGUGUCCUCAAGCCUGUGCAUGGGGAGGGUGUUCGGAAAGAGGAAGAGGAGGAUGUGGAGUUGAGGAUAAAGCAACAGGCGGCAGCAACUGCAGAGAAACAAGUUAUUGCAACAAAAACACUUCCUACUGAGCCUGCUGUGUCUGCAGAGCAGCACAGAGUCCAGGUCUCUCAGAUUCAGAGAACAACAGAAAUCUUCUCCUGUGUGGACACUGGUGUCGUCCAGCCCCCAGUUCCACAUUUCACAGUUUCUAAAGUUUCUGUUCCUAAACAUGAACCUAGACAUGAGGUGUCCCUUGCUGGCUCUGCCAUCGCUACACUGCACAAAGAGCUAUCCUCCCCUUCAACCCCCAGAAAGAUCAUCAAGCCAGUCAAAUCUCCCAGUCCGUCUCGACAGGCGGCGGUGGAGGUUCAUGUGAUACCUGAGCCCUUCCCACCACCGUUCAGAGAUGUGCGAUAUAAGACUCAACUUGACAGCAGAGGCGCUUAUGCGUUUAGUGAGGAAGAAUUUGAGGAAUGGGAGCCUCAGGUUGGUCUGAUGUCCUCACUGCUAUCAUUCCUAUCGUUCCUCAACUUAAUCCUGUGUGGAUGUUCACCUGAGUUCUUCUACCUAUCUUAACGCAGCAGCAACUGAUAUGCUGCCUUUCACCUGCCUCAUGAAGAAUCCUCCUCCUCUUAUUCCUGUCUUUGCUGCUUCACCUUCAUCCCUCUGUCCUCUUUAUAUGGUUUUUUGUCUACUCUAACCUGUUUUCUCCCUUUAUUCUAACAGAACCCCAUACUUUGUUUUUUGGGGAACAAUUUUUUAAGUUGUCUUG
Maylandia zebra (zebra mbuna) is the source of this 1528-nucleotide messenger RNA. RefSeq lists its product as uncharacterized. Lineage: Eukaryota; Metazoa; Chordata; Actinopteri; Cichliformes; Cichlidae. The record is from RefSeq and is a predicted model, not a curated record.